Sinocyclocheilus grahami is the source of this 2352-nucleotide messenger RNA. Its product is annotated as phosphatidylinositol 4-phosphate 5-kinase type-1 gamma-like. Gene Ontology annotation, biological process: phosphatidylinositol phosphate biosynthetic process. The record is from RefSeq and is a predicted model, not a curated record. Gene Ontology annotation, cellular component: plasma membrane. NCBI's taxonomy places the organism in Eukaryota, Metazoa, Chordata, Actinopteri, Cypriniformes, Cyprinidae. The coding region runs from base 121 to 2229 and encodes 702 amino acids. Gene Ontology annotation, molecular function: 1-phosphatidylinositol-4-phosphate 5-kinase activity. The transcript is spliced from 18 exons.
UCAUUGUGCAAGGCGAUGCUCGUGUGACGUCACUGCUGCGCGGACCCAGAUCAUGACGCGCUCCGUGUUUGCUUGCUCUGGUUCGCGUUGACGCUCCGCGGCUCGCUUGAUCCGGAUCCGAUGGAGGGAGCCGCGGCCGGAGGAUGCGCGGCGGAGGACGCGGACUCGCUGAUGGAUGCUGCAGAUCUCGACGCUGCUUUUAAGAAGACCUACAUAACUGAGAUGCCGUCGUCCUCGUGUCCCUCCAGCUCCGGGCUUGAAAAGAAGAUCGGUCACAGGCGGGUCGAUGCAUCCGGUGAAACCACCUACAAGAAGACGACUUCGUCUGCCCUGAAAGGAGCCAUUCAGCUGGGGAUCGGCUACACUGUGGGUAACCUGAGCUCCAAACCCGAGCGCGACGUCCUCAUGCAAGACUUCUACGUGGUGGAGAGCAUUUUCUUCCCCAGUGAAGGCAGUAAUCUGACGCCGGCGCAUCACUAUCCAGACUUCAGGUUUAAAACAUACGCUCCGGUGGCUUUCCGCUACUUCAGAGAGCUCUUCGGGAUUCGACCGGACGACUAUCUGUAUUCUCUCUGUAAUGAGCCCUUGAUCGAGCUCUCAAACCCCGGUGCCAGCGGCUCCAUUUUCUACGUCACUCGAGACGAUGAAUUCAUCCUGAAGACCGUCAUGCACAAAGAGGCUGAGUUCCUGCAGAAGCUGCUUCCAGGAUACUACAUGAACCUGAACCAGAAUCCCCGCACGCUGCUGCCCAAGUUCUUCGGCUUGUACUGCGUUCAGUCCGGAGGGAAGAACAUCCGUAUCGUGGUGAUGAAUAACAUCCUGCCGCGCAUCGUUCGCAUGCACCUCAAGUUCGACCUGAAGGGCUCCACGUACAAGCGCCGCGCGUCCAAGAAAGAGCGCGAGAAGUCCAAGCCCACCUUUAAAGACCUGGACUUCAUGCAGGACGUUCAGGACGGACUCCUGCUGGAUGUGGACACGUAUAACGCGCUGCUGAAGACGCUCCAGAGAGACUGUCUGGUGUUGGAGAGUUUUAAGAUCAUGGACUACAGUCUGCUGCUGGGGGUUCAUAAUCUGGAGCAGGCGGAGCGCGAGCAGCAGAUGGAGGGAUCUCAGAGCAGCAGCGAUGAGAAGAGACCGGCCGCGCAGCGAGCGCUUUACUCCAGCGCCAUGGAGUCCAUUCAGGGAGGAGCGGCAUGCAGCGGCUCCAUAGACACCGACGACACGAUGGGUGGCAUUCCUGCUGUCAGCGGCACAGGAGAGAGACUCCUGCUCUUCAUCGGCAUCAUAGACAUCCUGCAGUCCUACAGACUCACAAAGAAGCUGGAACACACGUGGAAGGCUCUGGUGCACGACGGAGACACUGUUUCCGUCCACCGACCGAACUUCUACGCUGACCGCUUCUUCAGGUUCAUGAGCAGCACUGUGUUCAAGAAAAGCACUUCACUGAAGGCUUCUCCAGCUAAGAAGGGCCGUGCGGUGCUGACCGUGCCCAAACUCAGUGGCCCCGGAGCGGCCUGGUCAGCCUGCCAGCUUCCCUCAGAGAGAGACGAGAACAUCUAUGAUCUGAGAGGAGCGCGCAGCUUCCCCGUGCUGGAAAACCAUGGUCUGCAGUCCUGCACUCCUCCAUCGUUCGAGGAAGCGACCACGGCGUCUGUGUCCACAACUCUGUCCUCCAACACCUCCAUAUCAAUCCCAGAACGCUCUCCGUCAGACACCACAGAGCAGCCGCGCUACAGAAGACGCACAUGGUCUCUGAAAGACGUCGAGGGACGGACACAUGAGGUGGUGGAUGUGCAUGAGGAAGAGCAGCAGACCAUCACUGUGCAGGUGGAGGUGAAGAGAGAGAGAGAAGACGAGGAGGAGGAGCCAGACGUCUCUGUGACACACUCGGUGACGGACGUUCCUCCUCCAGACAUUGAUGACCUCGUCUCAAAAACAGCACCCGUUGCCAAGGAAACCGUCUCCCAGACAACACUUCCUGGUGACACCCAGACGACACUUCCUGUGGAAACAGCUCCUCUGACAGAAAGCGGGGCCCUAGAGUCAGCUCCGGCCCCUGAAGCAGCCUUCAGCCCAAACACACAGCGUCUCUCAGAGUCCCAGAGCCGCGGAUCUCUGGAGGAAGAGCUCGCCUCAACCACUGACAUCUACUUUACUCCAGAGGACAGGAGUUGGGUUUAUUCGCCCCUGCAUCACGGCUCAGAGCCUCACAGUGAAAGCGACACAUAAUCUGGAUGUUCAGUAGACGUCUCUCUGUGGGUCUGAAGCGGUUUUGCUGUUCUCCAGGAUGCAUUCUGCUCUUCUGAGCACGAGCGAGAUGAACUGAAGAACCUUCCAGACAAAAACCUUGAU